AUGGACAAAUUCGGUUUGCAAGCAUUAGUACCGCUGCUCAAACAAGAAGACAAAGAACUUUCAAGCACAUAUGACCAUUCUAUGACUUUAGGAGCGGAUUUAUCGUCUAUGCUCUAUUCGUUGGGUAUUCCAAGAGAUUCACAGGACCAUAGAGUUCUCGAUACUUUCCAGUCACCGUGGGCAGAGACAUCUAGAAGUGAAGUGGAGCCCCGAUUUUUCACACCGGAGUCCUUCACCAACAUUCCCAGCGUAUUACAAUCCAACGUAACUCCACCAUGUUUCAAUUCCAUUCAGAACGAUCAACAGCGUGUAGCCUUGUUCCAAGACGAGACUCUAUUCUUUCUUUUUUAUAAACAUCCAGGUACAGUCAUCCAGGAGCUAACGUAUUUGGAACUCAGGAAAAGGAAUUGGAGGUACCACAAGACCUUAAAGGCCUGGCUCACCAAGGACCCCAUGAUGGAACCUAUCGUGUCUGCUGAUGGGCUAAGCGAAAGAGGAUCAUACGUGUUUUUUGAUCCGCAAAGAUGGGAGAAAUGUCAAAGAGAUUUCUUGUUGUUUUAUAAUGCUAUUAUGUAA
This is a messenger RNA of Saccharomyces eubayanus, 576 nucleotides long. RefSeq names its product CCR4-NOT core subunit CDC36 (gene CDC36). The transcript has a single exon. Gene Ontology annotation, cellular component: P-body; CCR4-NOT core complex. Bases 1 to 576 code for a protein of 191 amino acids. Gene Ontology annotation, biological process: nuclear-transcribed mRNA poly(A) tail shortening; regulation of DNA-templated transcription. NCBI's taxonomy places the organism in Eukaryota, Fungi, Ascomycota, Saccharomycetes, Saccharomycetales, Saccharomycetaceae. The record is from RefSeq and is a predicted model, not a curated record.